AAACUGGCAUCAUUGUAAGGAACAUAACGGACUUAUCGUUUUAGAUCAAAACAAGAGGUACACUACCGGCUCGAAACUCAUCAAACAUAUUCUCUCAGAUUCGACCCAUCUGUAGCAAACAGUACAUAAAGCAGUUAUUCUAUAUUCAUUCUUAGAGCUUCAUAGUUAUGUUGUUCUAUUCGUUUUUCAAAUCGUUGGUUGGGAAGGACGUGGUAGUAGAAUUGAAAAAUGAUUUGAGCAUUUGUGGUACACUUCAUUCUGUUGAUCAAUAUCUUAAUAUAAAGUUAACUGAUAUUAGUGUCACUGACCCGGAAAAGUACCCCCACAUGCUAUCAGUCAAGAAUUGUUUUAUACGGGGAUCCGUAGUUCGGUAUGUUCAACUUCCUGGUGAUGAAGUUGAUACACAACUUUUGCAGGAUGCAGCAAGAAAGGAGGCAGUAACUAGUGUCCGAUAAAAUACUCCAGUUAUCAGAUAUUCAUAAAUAUAAUGACUUUGUGUAUUGUUUCAGCAUUAAUUAUUAUUUUCAAAUAUUCAUGGUCAGCUUUUAAGAUCUAUUUAAACAUUUCCGAUCCAGUUCAACGCGUCUCAAAACGUGUAUUGACAAUUUUCAGUAGUACCGGCACGAAAGUACCGGAUAAGUUUGAUUACAUACAUUGCAAAUGUAUGAAAGAGCGUCCGUGCAUGGAAGUGUGCCGGUUCUGAACCUGUUCGGAAAAAAUUGAAUAGACCUUCAUUCAAUAUUAUCAAUGUUAACAUUUUGGCUCUUAUACGAUUGGAGAAUCUGAUUUUUAUGAAUAUAAUUUUGCGAACAAAAAGAACAACAGUAAACAUUUCUUUUUGAAGAAUGAGUGAACGGAAUCUCUUUUUCACAGAAUGAUCAAAAGCAUUUAAAUUGAAUGAUUUUUACAAGCAGGAAUGGAAAUCAACUGCAUGUAAAGGCCACAGCUUUCAAUUGUUUUUUUUUAAUUUAUUUAAUGUUUAGCAACGAAAAUAAGAGACUUAACUACACUACAACUUUCAAACACACUACACGUGGCAAUAUCCACCCCUAUUCUGUAUUUGGAUCGUGUCGGAUUUUUUCGAUUGAAUCCGAAAUUUCGCAUUCUGCAUUUCGAUCUAGUUCGAGUUUUCCAUAUAAAAGCAUCGCACGAUUGAAUUACAGAAUGUAAAUUUUCACAGAAAUUAGAUAAAUAUGUAAGAAAAUUUCCUGCAGUUUUCAUACUGAGUACUGCCACAACUGUAGGAGUUUCUCUUUCCCUAAUUUGGAUCACCAGAUUUGUUCAGUUUUUCAAAUUUGUUUUUUUUACUAAAUUGUUCCUUCAUUCAACAUACAUAUUUAAAAAUAUUUAUUCUUUAUGUUUCAAGAGAACUCUUUCUUACCGAUUUAUUUUAGCUUCUGAAAAUAAUUUUAUCUGACUAAGCUCGUUAUCCUUUUUCAUAGCAUUUCUAAUCUUGAAGACUACAAUUUGAUCGAUAAAAAACAUGUCUUGCGAUAAUGCAUUGAAAUCAAUA
Malaya genurostris is the source of this 1513-nucleotide messenger RNA. RefSeq names its product U6 snRNA-associated Sm-like protein LSm2. Gene Ontology annotation, biological process: mRNA splicing, via spliceosome. Gene Ontology annotation, cellular component: U6 snRNP; precatalytic spliceosome; U4/U6 x U5 tri-snRNP complex. The record is from RefSeq and is a predicted model, not a curated record. The transcript has 3 exons. NCBI's taxonomy places the organism in Eukaryota, Metazoa, Arthropoda, Insecta, Diptera, Culicidae. The coding region runs from base 168 to 455 and encodes 95 amino acids. Gene Ontology annotation, molecular function: RNA binding.